Notodromas monacha is the source of this 831-nucleotide messenger RNA. The record is from the annotation of a GenBank genome assembly. Lineage: Eukaryota; Metazoa; Arthropoda; Ostracoda; Podocopida; Cyprididae.
AUGGCAGGCAGGGACGACGACACGGUGGAUUUUCGAGAGUUUCUCAGUCUCCUUUCUUAUUCCUUCGUCAUAUCCGUUUUAUCUGUGAUGCGAUUUCUGACACCGAGGGGGAAAAAACGGUGUUCAGAAUCCAAAAUGCUCGCGGGCAAACGGAAGCAGGAAGUGAUGGAGAUUGACCCGAGUGCGGGCAAUGAAGACGAUAUUGAUGUUGUGCUGGACAAAAACAGGCCGCAUUUUCCAGCUGCCAAGAAGGCCAAGAUGGAUGUUGGGAAGGAGUUGAGAAAAGUGGCUGUGCCCAGUAGGAGAUACACACCUCUGAGAGAGGACUGGAUGAAGAUCUACACACCCCUGGUGGAGCACUUGGGUUUGCAAGUCAGGUUCAAUACCAAGAGCAGGAAUGUGGAGUUGAAGGCUUGUGCAGAGACGGAGGAUGCGAGCAGUCUUCAGAGAGGAGCAGAUUUCGUCAAGGCCUACGUGCUUGGUUUUGCAGUAGAAGAUGCUUUGGCACUCUUGCGACUCGACGACCUUUUCGUAGAGUCAUUUGACGUUCAAGAUGUGAAGCCGUUGAAAGGCGAUCACCUGUCCCGGGCCAUCGGCCGUCUGGCUGGCAAAGGCGGCAGGACCAAGUUCACCAUCGAAAACGUGUCCAAGACGAGGAUAGUGUUGGCUGACUCUAAAGUCCACGUUCUGGGGUCUUAUCAAAACAUCGCUGUUGCGAGAAGAGCCAUCUGUAAUCUCGUCCUCGGUAAAUAUAGAAAACAAAUGAGUUCAUUUUUCUUUUUCAAUUUAAGGCCAACCUCUUUGAGUCGACUUUCAAGGGACCUGCGAUAA